Actinia tenebrosa (Australian red waratah sea anemone) is the source of this 2573-nucleotide messenger RNA. RefSeq lists its product as uncharacterized. NCBI's taxonomy places the organism in Eukaryota, Metazoa, Cnidaria, Anthozoa, Actiniaria, Actiniidae. The record is from RefSeq and is a predicted model, not a curated record.
UUUUUAGCUUCCGCCGCCCCUGUUUUGGGAUCCUCUCUGCUUAUAUAUUUUAAAGGGUUUGCGUGGUCUUCAUAUCACAGAAUCUACUGUUUGCUUCCAAGGAAUUCCAAGCCUGGCCCAAUGUGUAACAAGGAUCCAGUAGAGUCUAAUAACAAGCGGGUUACUCAUCAAAAUGGCUUUGUUUUAGUCUCAUUUGUCCUUUAUCUGUUGGUUGGUUUGUCAGUUGUUGUCGUGUUCAUCACUUUGAACCAACGACUCGCUGCUGUUGAGAGAGAACUCGAUGACCACAAGACGCAGCUUAAAACUCUAAACCAACAUGCAGUCAAGAACGUGGAGACUACUGUUAGAACUGACAGAGGUUUCAACAGAGCAGAAAACAUCAAGUCACGGCAGUCCCAUCUGCGAGUAAGACGUUCUGUUAUUGACAAGAAUGUCUCUCGCGUUACUGUGGAAGCAGUUCGUUCAGAAAUCCAACAGGUUCUCUCGAACAUGACUGCUUCUCAUUUCUGUCAUCCACCAAACAAAGUUUGUAUUCAAGGAAGACCAGGAAAAAAAGGAUCAAAGGGUGUCCGGGGGAAGCGUGGUAAAAGAGGAUUUAGAGGACGCAAAGGUGCUCAAGGUCCAAUGGGAACCCCUGGCAAGUACGGUAAACAAGGUUUGAGAGGACCCCCUGGAAUGAAUGGACAGAAAGGAGACACUGGUCUUCCCGGUCCGAAAGGCUUGCCGGGACCAAAAGGGGAACCAGGAGAGCAGGUUUCUGAGCCAACCGUUUUUGUUUCCCCGUCAACUCUCACACUUCACCAGAACCAGAAUGCUACAUUUCACUGCAAUGCACACGGCAAUCCAAAACCAAGACUAACCUGGAAGAAAGUGUCUGGUCAACUUGAAGCUAGUAAAACAUACACGGAUCAGUCAGGGUUAUUACAGAUAUUCACAGUUGAUAGUAAUGAUACCGAUAGUUAUGUCUGUACUGCGAAGAGUGUUCUAGGAGAAGCAUCGAAAAAUGUAAAGUUAUUUGUUCAAGUUUCUCCGCAGUUCUUGUCGACACCUGAUUCAUUUCUAAGGAUUAAACAUGGAAAAACAGUAAGAUUGACAUGUAAAGCGAGUGGGUACCCUUUGCCAGUGAUCACGUGGUCUAGGCUCACCGGGGAUCUUUCUCCAAAAAGAAGUCAACAAGUCAACGGUACUUUGAUUAUAAGAAGGUUCCAGUUGAGCGAUAGUGUGACUUAUAAGUGCAGUGCAGUCAAUUCCGUUGGUGAAGCGACAGCUUAUACAACGUUAAUUAUAUAUUAUCAAGCUUUCAGAGCCACGUUCUCCAAUCUUGGUGCAAUAGGUCGUCUUGGCCCAAAAUCUAUUGGUAGUCAUUACAAUGGUCAAAGUCAUUAUGGACAGGUUGCUUUAUCGUCUGGCAUACAAAUAUGGAAAGUACCACUUACUGGUUCGUAUAGAAUAGAAGCUGUUGGUGCUAGCGGUGGCUAUGACACUGGACAGAAUUCCCGCCUUUACCGUGGACGGGGUGCUCGUAUGAUUGGUACAUUUCAACUUCUAGAAGGAGAACUAAUCAAAAUACUCGUGGGACAAGAGGGUGGAAUAAAUAUUGUAUCCAGCUCUUCUGGUGGAGGAGGAGGUAGCUUUGUUGUUAGAAAUGACAGCUCCCCCCUGAUCAUUGCUGGUGGAGGAGCUGGUAUCGAAUCAGCUACACAACGACACUCCCGAGGGGAUGCUAGUGUGUCCAUAUCUGGUAAUCAGGGACAUGGAGGAAGAGAGUGGGCAGGAGGACGUGAUGGUCAAGGCGCUAAAAAUGCUGACUCGGACAAUUCAGGGGGUGGUGGUGGUGGCUUUUACUCGUCUGGCCGCAGCAGUACUCGCUUCGGAGGAUCUCAAGGCACAGGCGGAGAGGGAGGCAAGGGAUUCCUACAAGGAGGAGCUGGAGGAAGAUCUUAUACGAACACAGUACCCGGCGGUUUUGGAGGAGGUGGAGGUGCUUAUGGGGGUGGUGGUGGAGCAGCAGGAGGAGGAGGAUACUCUGGGGGUGCUAGUGGGGAUAACAACUCUGAUUCCUCUGGGGGUGGUGGAGGGUCGUUUAACAUUGGAACAGAUCAAARUAACACUUGUUGCUAUAACGACAAGGGGCAUGGAUACGUUAUUGUAACUAGUAUUUGAUAAGAAAUAUUUGAUACCAAAACAAUUGCCCUUUCAAGCGCGACAUUUGCUCAGUCGUCACCUAUUAAGCAAGUUUGUAAUAGCGUUUAAUUAAAAAACAAAUUCUUAACAACUACUAAUGUUUUCAGCGUCGGUAUUUCAUUUAUCUUCAUUAACCAGAACCACGACAAGCUAACAAGCGAACAAACCAAGACGUAAACAAGGUCCUGAAUCUCUGAUCUAAACGAAGAACAGUGCUUCUAAAAAGUUGUAAAAUGACGGGCCUUUUUUUGCGCUAAAGAAGUUGAAUUUCCCACCCAAAUCUUCAAUAUAUCUCAGUAUUUUAUAAAUCGAUUGUGUAUUUGUCAUUUCGUGAUUGACGAAGACAAAGUACAAAAUAACAAAAUAAAAAUUUGAACUUUUCUCCAAAA